Molecule: messenger RNA, 690 nt
Organism: Aspergillus calidoustus
Lineage: Eukaryota; Fungi; Ascomycota; Eurotiomycetes; Eurotiales; Aspergillaceae
Source: the annotation of a GenBank genome assembly
AUGACCCUGGAGGACCUUGCCAAAACUGGUGUUCAGGACCAAGCAAGUGCCUGGGCAGUCUUCCAAGCGCUGUGGACGGAGCUCACGGCAACCGGUCCGGCCCCUGGUCUCGAAAAGCAUUAUACUUCCCGCCCUCCUAUUCUGGUGACGGUCGACGGUCUUGGCCACUGGAUGACCGAGUCACAAUACCGCAACGCCCAGUUUAAGCUCAUCCACGCACACGACCUUGUCUUUGUGCGGCACUUCCUUUCCCUGCUGAAGCCCGGUCAAGAUAAGCCCACUCUUCCCAACGGCGGAGCUCUUCUCUAUGCUACAUCGACCACCAACAACCCGCCCUAUGUUUACAGCUUGGACGUCGCCCUCAAGCAGGUUGCAGCUCGUGGCGCUGGCGUAGAAUCCUCCUCUCCUCAGUUCCCUCAACCCGAACCGUACAGCAAGACUGACCCGCGUGUUUUCGAGGUACUCGAAUCCAUGAAAUCCAAGCAUGCUCAGGAAGGUAUGCUGCAACAUCAAAUACUCGGCGGCGUGACUCAUGAUGAAGCUCGAGGCUUUAUGGAAUAUUUUGCGCGCAGUGGACUCCUCCAAGAGACCAUCAGCGACGAGUGGGUUAGCGAGAAGUGGACUCUGGCCGGUGGUGGCGUGAUCGGUGAGCUUGAGCGUAUUGGCAAACGGCUGAGAAUUGCUGCGUAG